This is a messenger RNA of Thamnophis sirtalis, 1245 nucleotides long. RefSeq lists its product as uncharacterized. Gene Ontology annotation, molecular function: protein binding. The record is from RefSeq and is a predicted model, not a curated record. NCBI's taxonomy places the organism in Eukaryota, Metazoa, Chordata, Lepidosauria, Squamata, Natricidae.
AUGGCGUAUUCUGUUGCACAAGCUCUUCCUCUCACAAGGCUCGAUCCAUCAUCCAGACCCGCAUUGGUUGCAACUAACAGUGUGGAGGUUGAGCAGGAGGCGCUGAGAGCAGAUGGGCUGUCGGACAUUGUCAUUCAAACCAUACAAGCUUCACAACGCCCAUCUACAACUCGAAUAUGCAAUGCUACCUGGAGAGCUUUUAGCAAGUGGUGUUCCUCUUCUAACAUUGUUCCUCUGGCUAAUGUUUUAGACUUUCUCCAACAGGGCCUCAUCAAAGGUCUUUCGCCAAACAUGUUGAGAUGUCAAGUGGCGGCCCUCUCUACAGUCCUAACUCUACCGACAAAACACUUGGACCUUUCUCAAAACAACUUGUAUUCUAUUCCUUGGAAAUCUCUAAGUUCCCUGUGGAAGUUGCAGGUUCUCCUUUUGAGCAACAACUCCAUCCACAAAGUUAGAGACAGAACUUUCAUUUCAUUGGGCAGGCUCCACAAGCUUGAUAUUGGUAGAAAUGAUAUCUCAUUUCUUGGCAACAGUUUUUCAGUGGGUCUUAUUUCUCUCAGUGAACUUAUUUUGGCCUACAAUAAACUGCAGGAGCUACAGUACAAGAGUUUUCAAUACUUUGAAAAUCUUCAGAAGCUGAAUUUGCAAAAUAACAACAUUUCCUCCAUAGAAAUGGGGACUUUCCGCAGUCUUACUCGCUUGAGGCAACUUUACCUUCAAAACAAUUGCCUUCAUGCCCUACAUAAUAGAUUAUUUUCCAUGUUGCAACACUUAGAGAUCCUGAACUUGGAGGGUAAUAUGAUAAAAACUAUUGCUCCUGGAGCCUUUAUUCCAUUAAGCCACCUUACAGUACUUAACUUGAUCCACAAUAAAAUUGAGCACAUUAAAUUCAAAACGUUAUUAUCUCUGCAAACCCCUGGAACUCACAUCUUACUCUCAGACAAUCCCUGGUUCUGUGACUGUGAUCUUCAGAGAGUUUUUGCAAAACUGCACAGUGUUAGGAGACUGAUCUUGGAUGAUUAUUAUAACAUGACAUGCAUGGAGCCCCAUCUCUUGAGAAACCUGCCUCUGUCAGCUGUAGAUACGGAGCUUUGUACUGCUGAGACAGUGACAGUUCUUGUUAUAACUUUUACAGUCUUUGUAACUGUGGUGGCUGCCAUUGUAAUGGCUGAAAGGAACAGAAAGAAAAGGGCUGAGAAACGCUGGAAUGAGGAUAGUGAUGUUUCUUAUAAUGCUCAAAACUGA